Equus quagga is the source of this 957-nucleotide messenger RNA. RefSeq names its product olfactory receptor 1440-like. The record is from RefSeq and is a predicted model, not a curated record. Gene Ontology annotation, cellular component: membrane. Gene Ontology annotation, biological process: G protein-coupled receptor signaling pathway; sensory perception of smell. Lineage: Eukaryota; Metazoa; Chordata; Mammalia; Perissodactyla; Equidae. Gene Ontology annotation, molecular function: odorant binding; G protein-coupled receptor activity; olfactory receptor activity.
AUGGCACCAAGCAUGUCCAUGGAAGGGGAUAGAAAUUACACUUCUGUGGCCGUGUUUAUUCUCCUGGGACUCUCAGAUGAAAAAGAGUGGCAGCUUGUCCUCUUCCCAAUCUUCCUAGGGAUCUACCUUAUGACCCUAGUCUGGAAUCUGGGUCUUAUCAUCCUAAUCAGGGUGGACUGCCACCUGCACACACCUAUGUACUUUUUUCUCAGUUUCCUGUCAUUUUUAGACAUCUGCUAUUCUUCUACCAGCCCAAGGAUGCUUUCAGACUUCUUAAAAGAUGAAAAAACAAUUUCCUUCACUGCCUGUGCCACCCAAUAUUUUGUUGGGUGCUGGAUGGGUCAGGCUGAGUGCUGUCUCUUGGCUGCCAUGGCCUAUGACAGAUAUGUUGCUAUUGGUAGGCCUCUGCAGUACUCAGCCAUCAUGGCUCCUGGCCUCUGUCAGAAGAUGGUUGCUGGGGCCUAUGGGAGUGGUUUCCGUAGUUCAGUUCAAACAGUCCCUAGUUUUCAUCUCCACUUUUGUGGGCCCAAUAUCAUUCUAAAUUUCUUCUGUGACAUAAUCCAGAUUAUUUCCUUGUCUUGCACCAAUCCCUUUAUCAUCCACAUGAUUAUUUUUCUGGUAGCAUUUUUUACUGGAUUCAGGUCUUUUCUUUUUAUCCUCUUAUCUUAUGGUUUUAUUGCAGUUUCUAUUCUGAAACUAUCCUCUGCCAAAGGUAGUGCCAAGGCAUUCAAUACUUGUGCCUCCCACCUGGCAGUUGUGACAAUCUUCUAUGGUACAGGCCUCUUUAUGUACCUGAAUCCUAGCUCUAGCCACUCCAAGAAUCAGAACAAGGUGCUGUCAGUGUUCUAUGUUAUCCUAAUCCCCAUGUUAAACCCUGUUAUCUAUAGUUUGAGGAACAAGGAAAUCAAAGAGGCCCUCAAAAGGGUGGUAAAGAGGACAACACAUUUAUCUCACUAA